UCCUGGUUAAUUUUUGGGGACAUUCUUCAGCUUUCAGUCGAUCGUAGGGGGUUUUUUUUUCCUCCGGCAAACCGGCUGCUUUCUGGUGUGUGCUGCCUUGUUUUUUGGAGAGCAGUUCUUGUGCCUACGGUUUACCCCAGAGGAUCGAGCAGUCUGUCUGUCAUUAGUUUCCGGUGUGUGUUUGUGACUCUGGUAACAUUGAACAGGAAGACAGACGCAGAGAGACGUCUGAUUUUAGAGAGGAAACUGCUGCGGCUUCUUCGUCAGCCUCAGAAUGACUGAGUUCUGGGUUUGUUUCAGCUGCUGCAUUGCAGAGCAACCACAGCCAAAACGGCGACGACGGAUCGACCGCUCCAUGAUUGGGGAGCCAACAAACUUUGUUCACACCACACAUGUAGGCUCGGGGGACAUGGGCCUAGGAUUGGCAUCAGUGGACCUUGUUCAGGCCCAGAUGAAAUCUAAAGGGGGCUAUGCACAUGGAGGUUCUGAAGGCUCUCAGUUGUAACGAGCUCUUCAGUCUUGUGGAAACUACUGUUCAUAUAAGGAAGACUUUUCCAAAAAAAAAAGCAGUGCUGUCUGUAAUGGACACAGGACCAAAAGAAACUACUGCUUUUCCAUGAUGUUGUGUAUAUAUUUUUAUUUUUCCAUUCCUUUUUUUUUUUUUUUUUUUAAUGAAAGCACUGCUAUCCAUUUGCUGCCAUACUGUUGCACUGUAAAGAAUAACUGUUAAGAGUAGAUAAGAGGGUUUAGAAAGCUCAUGAUCUCAGUCAGGUGUAUGCUUGUGUGUAUGUAUGAGGAAAAUGUUUUCAAAAUGAUUUGCUAUUGUAGCCCAAUUGGAUGCCUGUAUUUAUUAUUUGAUCUGUAAACGGACCUCAUGGUGGCUGGGCCACGCUGGAGAUUUGGAACAUUCAGUUUCCGUCUUUAUUCUCAGAGGUUUAUCAAAGGACAGGUAGAGGUAGCAACACAAAAAUGUUUUUAUUCUGAGAAAUACUCACCAUUCUCUGAGUUGCUUUCAGGGUUAAAAAUAGCUGUUUUGUAAUAAACUUGAAAUGAGUAGAGUACACUGGAUCAUACAUUGUACACUCACACUUGCUUAGGAGUUUCUCAUAAUUUCAAUAAUUUUUUAUACUCAUUUAGAUGGAACCAUAUAGAAUUUUAAUAAAACUAUGAACAUCCUAAUCUGCCUUCUGAAGUCAUGCUCGUUUAUUUGUUUUACGUGUCCAAAAUAGAAGCUUCACAUUGCAAGUACUAAGCUUAGCUUUUUAUAGGAGAUAUUUUUAAGUACAUUUUCCUCAUUUUAAGGCACCAACUGUAGACCAAGACAUCAACUUAGAAGUAACCACAAAUGUGGGUUUGCAGAAUUCACACACCGUACUAGUCAAAUGUUUGGACACACUUUUCCCAUUCAGCUUUAAUUGGAAAGUGUGUCCAAACUUGACUGAUACUGUACUUGUUCACAAACUGGUUUGUUGUAACUGAUGGUGUCCCUCGCCAGCACACCCUCAAUUCUCUCAUUUGUUUGCCUCUCAUUUGUAAACCCAAUUUUUUUUUUUAGAUGGUCAUGGGUGACUUUGUCACCCUGGAGGGUCCUGAGUUCUUUGUAAACUCUAGUGCCAUGGCUCUUAAAGAUCUUAAAUGGACUUAAACAUCAUGUGACCCACACUUGCUGCUGAGUUUGCAAAAAACAACAAAAAUUGUAGUUGCUUCAGUUUCAAAUGACUAUUUUUAAGCACUGUUAAUUUAAUUAAAAUUAUUAAAUGUUUUAACCCAAAUUUCUGUAGAUUAUUUCCGUAUCUUUAUUUCCCUUCAAGCACAAAAAAUGUUUCUGUAAUGGGUCAAAGUGAAUAGAUGCAGUUGUUGCCUGAUUACACAUUUAUGUCGGUAAACAGACUGUAGUUAGUUUUUUCUGACAUGAACAUUUUCACUUGUCAGUAUUUUGUCUUGUUAAUUCUUGUUGUCUUAACCAGCGUCCAACAAGAAUGUUAAUUAGUGAUGUAAAAAGCCAGCAGGCCUUGAUCUCCUCAUUCAUCUGGUUGUUUGCCAUCCACUCACAUCCUAUGACUGUUUCAGAAACAGAAUGUAUUUAGUGCAGCAUGCUAUUGUCAAACUAAUUAAGGUACAAAAAGAAUGAAAUCUUUGUUGUUGGUAUCGAGCAUUAGAAAAUACUUUGAUAGAAAGUCAAAUUUCUUUACAGCCUUACAUCUUCUGUUUGCCCAGAUUCUUGUACGGAUUUAGUUAGGCUAGAUAUGGUAAAUUGAAAAUAAACAUGUUGUUACAUUAAUCUGUUUCUUUUUUCUGUCUGUCUUGUUCCUGUGUAAAGACAGAUUGACAUACACAUAAACCUUUUUUUUUUUUUUACCAGCUAUCUGCUAAAUCAUACAUCCUGUAGAAUGCAGUCAUACUGGGAUUGCAGUAUAUUGUGUGACCAGCAGGCUGUGCUAGUAGACUGCUUGAAUGUGACAUAAAUUGUUUGGGAUACCUGUCAUAGGACUUAUUUUCUGAUGACCUUGUAAAUAUGUGGUGUAUAAAAGUGAUAGAUCCAUGAUUUGUAUGUAUUCAGAUUCAUACAUAUUUUGCUUACUUUUCUGUAUAACAUUACAGGGAAGGAACAGUUGGCACAAUGUUUUUGAUUUUUUUCCCCCCUCAGGAUCUGACUUUAUGUAAUUCCCAUGUUAAAGGGAAGUUCAUCUGUCAUUUUCUGCAUUUCAGAGUAAAUAAAUGUUAUCUGUUGUCUGAU
Messenger RNA from Melanotaenia boesemani (Boeseman's rainbowfish), 2737 nucleotides. It is a transcript of the gene cdc42se2, whose product is annotated as CDC42 small effector 2. The transcript is spliced from 5 exons. Lineage: Eukaryota; Metazoa; Chordata; Actinopteri; Atheriniformes; Melanotaeniidae. The record is from RefSeq and is a predicted model, not a curated record. Gene Ontology annotation, cellular component: plasma membrane. The coding region runs from base 275 to 505 and encodes 76 amino acids. Gene Ontology annotation, biological process: regulation of Rho protein signal transduction. Gene Ontology annotation, molecular function: small GTPase binding.